Paramormyrops kingsleyae is the source of this 978-nucleotide messenger RNA. Its product is annotated as leukotriene B4 receptor 1-like. Gene Ontology annotation, molecular function: C-C chemokine receptor activity; C-C chemokine binding. Gene Ontology annotation, cellular component: membrane; external side of plasma membrane. Gene Ontology annotation, biological process: G protein-coupled receptor signaling pathway; cell chemotaxis; immune response. The record is from RefSeq and is a predicted model, not a curated record. NCBI's taxonomy places the organism in Eukaryota, Metazoa, Chordata, Actinopteri, Osteoglossiformes, Mormyridae.
CAGUUGCUGUCACACUCAUCAUGAACCAGUCUAACACGUCUACUCUUUGGGACCCUGCAAUUCUGAACAAAGCAGUGAUUCCCAGUGUGGUUCUGGGCCUCUGCUUCCUUAUCGGUGUCCCUGGAAAUAUUACAGUGAUCGUGGUCAUACUUCGUCAUUUCAAGCUGGAGAACUUCACCAUGAAGCUGCUGCUGAACCUGGCCGCCUCUGACAUCUUGUGCCUCAUCAGUCUGCCAAUAUGGAUCUAUGAUCUUUUUUACGGCUGGAAUUUUGGUGAGACAAGCUGCAAACUGAUGCGCUACAUGGUCUUCUGCAGCUUGUAUGGCAGUUUACUGAUGGUCACCCUGAUGAGUGUGCAGCGCUAUGUACAGGUUCUGUAUUCCCAGUACUGGGUGAGACUGGGUGGGACUGGGGAGAGGGUACUGCUGGUUAGCGUGUGGGUCGUGGCCUGUGUCUUCGCCUCAUAUUCGAUUGUUCAAGGGAAGGUAUUGAGGGAUGACCAAAUUCCACGGUGUGAAAUCGACUACAGCUCAGAUGGGCAGAGAUUGGCUGUAUUGCUCUCUCAGACAUUGCUGGGCUUUGUGAUUCCUUUCUCUGUCAUGGUCACAUCUUACUGCUGCCUUCACAGAAAAGUGAAACAAAGAACCUUCUUCAUAAACCAGAGGAUGAAAAGACUGGUUGUCAGCAUUGUAGUAACCUUCUUCAUAUUCUGGAUUCCAGUACAUGUUGUAAGUGUGAUAGAAAUAUUUUCUAUCUUGCUAAAAUCAUCCCACCCGGCUGCAUCGGCCAAACUGGAGAAGUUUUGCAGUGUCAGCAGCAACAUUCUAGGAUCUUUCAGCUUCAUUAAUAGCUGCAUAAAUCCAUUCCUGUAUGCCUUUGCCUCACGAAACCGUCGUCAGGAUGCAACUCCAUCCAGGAACACGCAGGAUGUCUCCACUAGUAAUCUUUGACUUGUCUGACUUUGCCCUAUUCAUCUUU